Salvia hispanica is the source of this 716-nucleotide messenger RNA. NCBI's taxonomy places the organism in Eukaryota, Viridiplantae, Streptophyta, Magnoliopsida, Lamiales, Lamiaceae. The record is from RefSeq and is a predicted model, not a curated record.
CGACAGGCAAUACCUGUCUGUACAUUGGUUGUCAUCAGUCCCCCACUCCUUCCUUGAAAUCCACCUCUCCCUAUCCCUUUUAGUAUAAAACCCUCAUGUCCCUUUUCCUCAACAUCAUUCAUCACCAUUGCUUAUCCAAAUUGAGAGAAUAUUGAUUCUUGAUUCAUAUGGCUGGAGGGAGAAAGGGGAAUAAUGAUCAGUUCCAAGACAUGCUGCCAUUGAUGGCUGAGAGGUUGGGAGGUGAGGGGCUGAUUGGGGAGCUCUGCAAAGGGUUUGGUCUGCUGAUGGAUAGGGAAAAAGGGGUGAUCACAUUUGACAGUUUGAAGAAGAACUCAGCUCUCUUGGGGCUGCAGGAUCUUGGAGACGAAGAGCUCGAGGGGAUGUUGAGGGAAGGCGAUCUCGACCGGGAUGGCGCCCUCGAUCAGAUGGAGUUCUGUGUGCUCAUGUUCAGGUUGAGCCCUCAGCUCAUGGACCAGUCUGAGGCCUUGCUGGAGUAUGCCUUGCACCAAGAGUUUAGAUGGAAGUGAUUGUUCUUUUUCUUUUUUGGGGGCUCGGGUUUAAUCUUCGUUGUUGUUGAUUAUGCGGAGACAACAAGAUGUAGCGCGAUUUGUAAUAGACGAUCUCGUGGGUGGAACAUCGGAUGGUAUCUCGAAUAAUUUAUGUACAUAGAUCAAGGAAAAAUGUCGAUUAAUCCUCGUUAAAGCGAGAAAGUGUCA